GUGUGGGGCUCGGAGUCGCAUUGCUCAAGUUUCGCCAUGUCGCUCAAGCUCUUGACGCUCGUGGCGCUCGCGCUCGUGGGCAUGGCCGUCGGUGCCAAAUCGCCCAAGAUCACCAACCAAGUGUACUUUGACAUCAAGAUCGGCAACCGCGAUGCGGGCCGCGUCGUCAUGGGCCUCUACGGCAAGACGACGCCCAAGACGGUCGAGAACUUCCGCGCGCUCUGCACGGGCGAGAAGGGCACGGGCACGAAGGGCAAGCCGCUGUGGUACAAGGACAGCGCGUUCCACCGCAUCAUCCCGGACUUUAUGAUCCAAGGCGGCGACUUUACGCAUGGCACGGGCACCGGCGGCGAGUCGAUCUACGGCGACCGCUUUGACGACGAGAACUUUAAGCUCAAGCACGAAGGCCCGGGCACGCUCUCGAUGGCCAACGCCGGCCCCAACAGCAACGGGUCGCAGUUCUUCAUCUGCACGGUCAAGACCUCGUGGUUGGACGGCCGCCAUGUCGUGUUUGGCCGCGUCAUCAGCGGCAUGGACGUGGUCAAGGCCGUCGAGAAGAUCGGGUCGGGCUCGGGCACGCCGUCGGAGCGCGUGACGAUCGCCAACUCGGGCGAGCUCCUCGGCGACGACCUCCUCGCUAUCGAGUAAGCAAUGCAUUUGCCCAUACUCCUCACUUUUGAACACGAUUUCGAUUUGUGCCAUCGAUGCUUUCC
Molecule: messenger RNA, 713 nt
Organism: Saprolegnia diclina VS20
Lineage: Eukaryota; Oomycota; Saprolegniomycetes; Saprolegniales; Saprolegniaceae
Product: peptidyl-prolyl cis-trans isomerase B (cyclophilin B)
Exons: 1
Coding region: 37-648 (203 amino acids)
Biological process (GO): protein peptidyl-prolyl isomerization; protein folding
Cellular component (GO): intracellular membrane-bounded organelle
Molecular function (GO): peptidyl-prolyl cis-trans isomerase activity
Source: RefSeq, a predicted model, not a curated record